Messenger RNA from Tripterygium wilfordii, 3551 nucleotides. RefSeq names its product pentatricopeptide repeat-containing protein At4g21300-like. Gene Ontology annotation, molecular function: RNA binding; protein binding. Gene Ontology annotation, biological process: RNA modification. Lineage: Eukaryota; Viridiplantae; Streptophyta; Magnoliopsida; Celastrales; Celastraceae. Bases 435 to 2897 code for a protein of 820 amino acids. The transcript has 2 exons. The record is from RefSeq and is a predicted model, not a curated record.
CAAAAAGAACAUCAACAUAACAUUGAAGUUGAACAGAACGCAGGUACUCAACAAGUUGAUCGCCGAGAAUCGCUGGUGUGGAUCACGGUCGGGGUAGGAACGCCGAACGCGCCGUUUUGGUAUGAGGCCCAAGACCAUAGGCCGGGUCAUGAAAAACCCAUGUUUUAAAGGGGAGCUUUUGUAGGCCAGGGCCAUCUUCCUAGCCCGCCCGUCAUGAACAAGUAAUGCCCAAAUGGUUUGGCCCAUUUACUUAGCCCACCUGAAAACUGGUUUGGCAUCUGCUGAGAAAAGUCGGCCCUUCACCGGUUGAAUCUCUUCAGUCUUAUCAACUCGAUCCUCGGACUUGCUGGAAGCCCCGUUAAUCUUCCUUUAUCAGAUUUGGAGACGGGGCGUAUGAAGGUCGGAUAUGUGACUUUCUUUGGCAGGAGUUGAAGAUGGUGGCUGCAAGGUUCUUCAAUUCACACCUGCUUCAUCGGCAUGGCCAUGUCCCAGAACAACAAGACAAGCUGACACUAUUUUCUCAGGUGUCUCUCAACUGCAGGCCUAUUAGUAUUUCCAGAACAUCUUCAAUAUCAUUCAGCGCUAAAAAUUGCUUUUCUUCUUUACAAUUACCUGAAAACCCAUUUCAAAAGCCAGUUCCUGGACGGGAUUCUUCGUGCGAGGACUCUGUGAUCAAUUUAUCUUUCGCUUGUAGUAAGAUUAGAGGGUAUGUAGAUGAUGCAUCCUUUGAAGAUGCGAUAAGGGUUUAUCUUUAUAUGCUUAAUCAUGGUUUUCCGCCUAUUGAAUUUCAAUACUUCCCCUGUUUGAUCAAGGCGUUUGGAGGGUUUAAUGAUGUAGGAAAAUGCAGGCAGAUUCAUGGGCAUCUGUUGAAAUUAGGAUUUUUGGCAGAUGUAUAUGUUGUAAAUUCUCUUUUGGGUGUUUACUGGAAAUGCUGGGCAACUGAAGAUGCAACUAAAAUGUUUGAGAAUAUGCAUGAGAGGGAUUUAGUUUCGUGGAAUACUGCCAUCUCUGGGUUUUGUCAAUCAGGAGAUCAUGUGACCUCAUUGAUGAUCUUCAGAAGAAUGAUCCAGGAAUUUACAAUGAAUCCUAGUCGAGUAGCUUGCCUUUCAGGCCUUUCCUCAUGUGCUUCAGUUAAUUCCUUGAUCCUUGGGCGUGAGAUUCAUGGGUUUCUUGUCAAAACUGGAUUGUAUGUUGAUGAGUUUUUGAUUUGUGGAUUAAUUGAAAUGUACAUGAAAUGCGGGGUUAUAAAAAAUGCCGAAAAUAUUUUUCAGGGCUUUCUUAAUGAAACAUCAAAGAGAGGAAAUACGGUGAUUUGGAAUGUAAUGAUAUGGGGCUAUGUCUCCAAUGGUCAUUUGUCAAUGGCAAUGGAACUAUUUAUUGAGAUGUUGGAAUUAGGAAUUAAUUUGGACUCUUCAACAGUGGUGGCUCUUUUGGUUUUGUGCUCACAGUUUUCAGAUUUGAACUUUGGAAAGCAAAUUCAUGGAUUGAUUUUCAGCCAUGGAGUAAUGAAUGAUGCAAGAGUUGAAACAGCUCUUGUGGAGAUGUACUUUAAUUGCGGUGCUCCUGAGAUUGCUUUGAAAAUAUUCAGCAAGUCUCAAAAUCACAAUGCGAUAAUGUGGGGCACAAUGAUCUCAAAUUGUGCUCAAAAUGGUGAUCCCAAUAAGGCACUGGAAUGGUUUCGUAAUUUUAUGUUAGAGUGUGGCUUCCCGGAUUCUAUCAUACUUUUGGCUGCAUUGAGGGCUUGUUCCUUGUUGACUCUUAAGCCUCAAGGCAUGGCAGUACAUGCCUUGGUUGUGAAAACUGGGUUUGAUUCUGAUGUUUUUGUUGGUGGUGCUCUAGUUGAUAUGUACGGGAAAUGCGGAGACAUGGAAUCUGCUCAAGACGUUUUCCAAGAAUUAUCAGCCAGAGAUUUGGUCUCUUGGAAUGCCCUAAUAUCGGGGUUUUGUCAGAAGGACUAUGCCGACAAAGCUUUGAAGGCACUUCAUGAUAUGCAGUCUGAAAAUAUUAAACCCAACUCCGUAACUGCUGCAUGUCUUCUCUCUGUUUGUGCUCAGUUGUCAUUGCUGUACCUGUGCAAGGAGGUUCAUUGCUUUUUACUACGGCAAGGGUUGGGAUCCAAUAUUCUUGGUUGCAAUUCUCUAAUAACAGCUUAUGCCAAAUGUGGGGAUAUAAAUAGCUCACAGAAAAUAUUUUAUAGAAUGCCCACAAGGGAUAAGAUAUCAUGGAAUUCAGUUUUAUUGGCAUGUGGCAUGCAUGGCUGCACUGAUGAAAUGUUUUCUUUAUUUGAAAUGAUGAAGAAAACAGGUGUGACGCCUGACCAUGCAGCUUUUACAGCAGUGCUUUCUACUUGCAGCCAUACAGGGGAGGUUGAUAAGGGAUGGAAAUAUUUCAAUAGUAUGGUGACAGAAUAUAAACUUGAGCCUGCCGUUGAACAUUAUACUUGCAUGGCUGAUCUUUUAGGUCGAGCUGGUUAUCUAAGUCUAGCAUAUGAUGUGAUCAAGACCAUGCCUUGUGUGCCUGAUGAUCGCAUAUGGGGUUCACUUCUUGGAUCUUGCAGAAGUCAUGGUGACACAAGGUUAGCAGAAGCUGUGGCAAAUCACAUCUUCAAACUUGAUCCGACAAGUGUUGGCUAUCGGGUAGUCCUUGCAAAUUUAUUUGAAGAUGCUGGAAAAUGGAGUGAAGUUAGUAAGGUUAGAUCUGAAAUUAAAAAAAUGGGACUUAAAAAGCAGCCUGGAUGCAGUUGGAUUGAAAUUGAUAACAAAAUUCAUGUAUUUGUUGCUGGUGAUUCUUCACACCAUCAGUCUGAGGAAAUAUAUGCUACAAUAGAGAGUUUAACGCUAGAGAUGGGAAAGACAGGAUAUAUCCCGUUUCUGCAAUCAACUAACAUUGUAUCUUAGGGGGCUUAAGAUGAAGAAAUACAAGUCAAUUGCAAUGAAUUGACACUCAAUCUAUGGAAAGACUGGAUUACUUUUAUUAGGAUAUGCGAAUUGCUAAAGUGAUCAAGAACCGAGAUAUGCAGGUCCAACAGCAUGAAUGCCAUCCGAGAGUUCUUCUAUGAUGCUUCCCCAUUAUGACCAUCCCUUUCAAGCCGAUUUGCUUAUCUUCUAUAAUGAGGUAAAUUUGACAUCAGUCGCUAGCCACAGCUUGAAACUACUGAACAUCACUCAUCAUUAGCCACAGCUCGUGAGAGCAGAAAGCCAGCCCGGCCGCUGGUAAUGAAAAAAAUCAUCUGAAGACACGGCAGAACAUAAAGGCUGUAUAGCAGGCAUUGAAAUGGUGCUUUGCUGCUGAAGCAGAAGAGUACAAGAGCCAUCAGCAUAUAUAUGAAGACAUCAUUUUUCUUCCCAUUCUCUUCUCCCCUUGAGGUAGCAACUGUAUGGUCUUGACCUGAUUGUUUGUGGGACAAUUUGGUUCCUCUUUUGUAUGCCAGUAAUUGUAAUCAUAUGCUUGGUAGACUAAUGUUGUCAUUCUUACUGAACUACUUGACAUUUCAUUUGACUACAGAGCAUAAUUUUGGAAAUUUUAGAAGUUUGGUUUGUGAUGAGGCUUUA